AUGGCAACGGCCGGGGCCGCCCGCGCGGGGCCUGCCGGGACCCGGAACCCUCCCUCGCCCAGCACCCGCGCGCCCGGGCCACGUGACACGGGAGCGCGCGGGCCUGUUGGUAGCUCCGCCCCACCCCACCCCGCGACGCGCGCGAGGGCCGCCGGUCCGGGGCUGCGCUCGCGAGAGUUGCCGGUCGCGGGGCGGGAUGGCGGCGGCGGCGGCGGCCGGGCAGCGCGAGGAGAACGGGACUCGGACGGGGAGGCGCCCGACUCGCCCUACGCCCGCGCCCGCCGCAAGCUGGAGACGCUGCUCAACCGGACCAUGCGGAUCCGCAUGACGGACGGACGGACCCUCGUCGGCUGCUUCCUCUGCACCGACCGCGACUGCAACGUCAUCCUGGGCUCCGCGCAGGAGUACCUCAAAGCCAGCGACUCCUUCGCGGCCAGCGAGCCGCGCGUGCUGGGCCUGGCCAUGGUGCCCGGGCACCACAUCGUCUCCAUCGAGGUGGAGCUGGAGAACCUGGGCAGCCCCCAGUACCUGUGAGAGGCGCCCGGCGGAGAGACCUGCCCCCCCGUCCCCCCCCCCGCGCCCGAGGCCCUGCCCGGGGGGGGGGCGCAGCCGGGCCCCGCUCUGCGCAUUAAACUCCUGGGGAACCAGA
Molecule: messenger RNA, 649 nt
Organism: Mauremys reevesii (Reeves's turtle)
Lineage: Eukaryota; Metazoa; Chordata; Testudines; Geoemydidae
Gene: NAA38
Product: N-alpha-acetyltransferase 38, NatC auxiliary subunit
Exons: 3
Coding region: 1-534 (177 amino acids)
Cellular component (GO): NatC complex
Molecular function (GO): RNA binding
Source: RefSeq, a predicted model, not a curated record